AUGCCUCCGCUAUUUAUAAAAGGUUUCAAAUUUGAUCAUGUGUGGCAUACUAUAAAAGAUUUUGAAAAAUUUAAGGAUAACAACAAUAGUACAAGACAAUCACCAUUUUCUGAUAAUUUAGAAGAUCAUAAUAUUGGUGGUUCUUCACGGCCCAUUGGAGUCAAAAAAGCUAAAUUGAAGAGAAAAAUGGCCGAGCAAUUUUCUACUAUUGUUAGCAUUAAAGAACAAAAUGAUAAGGUUAUAGAGUUGCUUGAAAAGUCCGGUUCGGAUAGGCAAGAACAAAUGAAAAUGCAAAACGAGCAAUUUCUCUUUCGAAAAGAGAAAGAAGAAAACAAAAUAUUAUUCAUAGACUUGAAUACUAUUUCUAAUCCGAGAAUUCGGGCCAUUACUCAAGCUGAGCAAGAGAAAAUAAUUCAAAAAAGAGAGCAGCAACAAAUGUCACCGCAACAAGAUAAUUUUAGCCAAUAUUUUCAUGAUAUUGGUGGAUCGAGGGGCAAUUUACCAGAUUAUUAA
Molecule: messenger RNA, 513 nt
Organism: Mercurialis annua (annual mercury)
Lineage: Eukaryota; Viridiplantae; Streptophyta; Magnoliopsida; Malpighiales; Euphorbiaceae
Exons: 2
Coding region: 1-513 (170 amino acids)
Source: RefSeq, a predicted model, not a curated record